Messenger RNA from Apiotrichum porosum, 1257 nucleotides. It is a transcript of the gene PGK1, whose product is annotated as phosphoglycerate kinase. The coding region runs from base 1 to 1257 and encodes 418 amino acids. Gene Ontology annotation, molecular function: ADP binding; ATP binding; phosphoglycerate kinase activity. NCBI's taxonomy places the organism in Eukaryota, Fungi, Basidiomycota, Tremellomycetes, Trichosporonales, Trichosporonaceae. Gene Ontology annotation, cellular component: cytosol. Gene Ontology annotation, biological process: glycolytic process; gluconeogenesis. The record is from RefSeq and is a predicted model, not a curated record. The transcript is spliced from 3 exons.
AUGUCUCUCUCCAACAAGCUCUCCAUCUCGGACGUCGACCUCAAGGACAAGCGUGUCCUCAUCCGUGUCGACUUCAACGUCCCCCAGGACAAGACCACUGGCGAGAUCACCAACCCCGCCCGUAUCGUCGCUGCUCUCCCCACCAUCAAGUACGCCAUUGACAAUGGCGCCAAGUCGGUGAUCCUCAUGUCGCACCUCGGCCGCCCCGACGGCCAGCCGAACGCCAAGUUCUCGCUCAAGCCCGUUGCUACCAAGCUCUCGGAGCUCCUUGCCCGUGACGUCAAGUUCCUCUCGGACUGCGUCGGUGACGACAUCACCGCCGCCGUCAACGCCGGUUCGAACGGCCAGGUGUUCCUCCUUGAGAACCUCCGCUUCCACGUUGAGGAGGAGGGCAAGGGUGUCAAGGACGGCCAGAAGGUCAAGGCCGACCCCAAGGACGUCGAGCAGUUCCGCAAGGGCCUCACUGCCCUCGGUGACGUCUACGUCAAUGACGCUUUCGGCACUGCUCACCGUGCCCACUCGUCCAUGGUCGGUGUCGACCUCCCCGUUCGCGCUGCCGGCUUCCUCAUGACCAAGGAGCUCGAGUACUUCGCCAAGGCCCUUGAGCACCCCGAGCGCCCCUUCCUUGCCAUCCUCGGCGGUGCCAAGGUCAAGGACAAGCUCCAGCUCAUCGAGUCCAUGCUUGACAAGGUCAACAAGCUCAUCAUCUGCGGUGGCAUGGCCUUCACCUUCAAGAAGACUCUUGAGGGCGUCAGCAUCGGUGACUCGCUGUUUGACGAGGACGGCGCCAAGGUCGUCGGCGAGCUCGUUGAGAAGGCCAAGGCCAAGAACGUCGAGCUCAUCCUCCCCGUCGACUACCGUACCGCCGACAAGUUCUCGAACGACGCCACCUCGACUGUCGUCACCGACGCCCAGGGCAUCCCCGCCGGCCUCAUGGGUCUUGACUGCGGCCCCAAGUCGGAGGAGCUCUUCACCAAGGCUGUUCUCGACUCGAAGACCAUCCUCUGGAACGGCCCCGCCGGUGUCUUCGAGUUCGCCAACUUCUCCAACGGCUCGACCGCCCUCCUUAACGCCUGCAUCCAGUCGGCCGCCUCUGGUGCUACCGUGAUUGUCGGUGGUGGUGACACCGCCACCCUCGUUGCCCAGGCCGGCAAGGAGGACAAGCUCUCGCACGUCUCGACCGGUGGUGGUGCCUCGCUCGAGCUCCUCGAGGGCAAGACUCUCCCCGGUGUUGCCGCUCUCUCGGAGAAGAAGUAA